GCCAAGCAGGGCGCAACAGCAGCGGCGGCGGCGGCGGCUGCAACGGCAGCGGGGCGGCUCCCGCUCCGGCCGCGGCUCCGCCCCGGAGGCCGGCGGGGGUGUCGGCUGGCUGGCUGGCUCGCACGCUGGCUGGCUGGCUGGCGGGGAACAUCAUGGCUGAAGUCGGCGAGGACGGGCGCGGCGGCGGGGCCGGAGCCUUGGUGGCGCUGCGCUCGGCGCCCUGCAGCCCCGCCGCGCCCCAGCCGCUGCCUCCGCCGUUGCUGCUGCCGCUCGUCCCCGCGGCGGCGGCUGCUGCCGCUGCUGCUGCUGCUUCUUCCUCCUCCUCCUCUUCCUCCGGCGGGGCGCCGCUGGCUCGGCUGCAGGGCCGCGACUUCGAGUUCCUGAUGCGCCAGGCGGCGGUCAGCAUCGGGCGCAACUCCUCGCAGGGCGCGGUGGACGUGCACAUGGGCCACUCCAGCUUCAUCUCCCGCCGCCACCUGGAGCUGGCCUUCCGCGCCCCCCACUUCUUCCUCCGCUGCCUCGGCAAGAACGGCGUCUUCGUCGACGGAGCCUUCCAGCGGCGGGGAGGGCCGCCCCUCCAGCUGCCCCCGCAGUGUGUUAUCCGGUUUCCCAGCACGGUCAUCAAAAUCCAGUUCACGUCCCUCUACCAUAGAGAGGAGGCGAGAGAGGACACGGCAUCUCCUCCACUCCGGCCACUCUACCCGCAGAUCUCGCCGCUUAAGAUCCACAUUCCGGAGCCAGAUCUGCAGAAUAUGGUCAGCCCCCUCCCUUCUCCCACUGGCACCAUCAGUGUCCCUAAUUCCUGCCCGGCUAGUCCUCGAGGUGCUGGUUCCUCAGGUUAUCGCUUUACCCACAACGUUACCUCUGACCUCCAACUGGCUGCCGAAUACGCAGCAAAAGCUACUUUGGAGCAGCAGACGGACGCCUCCGGUGGAGACAGCCCAAAGGAUGAGUCCAAGCCACCGUAUUCCUACGCCCAGCUCAUUGUUCAAGCUAUCUCGUCAGCUCAGGACAAGCAACUAACACUAAGUGGCAUCUAUGCUCACAUUACGAAGCAUUAUCCGUAUUACAGGACAGCGGAUAAAGGUUGGCAGAAUUCCAUUCGGCACAACCUGUCCUUGAACCGAUACUUUAUUAAAGUCCCCCGUUCCCAAGAAGAGCCGGGAAAAGGCUCUUUUUGGCGGAUAGACCCUCCCUCGGAAGGCAAGCUAGUGGAGCAGGCAUUCCGAAAACGGAGGCAGAGGGGGGUGUCCUGCUUCCGAACCCCGUUUGGACCUCUCUCUUCCCGGAGCGCGCCCGCCUCCCCUACUCAUCCCGGCCUGCUUUCUCCCCACACGAGUGGCCUACAGACUCCAGAGUGUGUGUCAAGAGAAGGGUCUCCGAUUCCUCAUGACCACGACUUUGGUUCCAAGCUUGCUUCUGUCCCCGAGUAUCGAUAUUCACAAAGUGCUCCUGGAUCCCCCGUAAGUGCCCAGCCGGUGAUCAUGGCUGUUCCUCCCAGGCCUUCUGCGCUGGUGGCCAAACCAGUCGCUUACCUGCCCGCCUCCAUCAUGACCUCUCAGCAGCCUUCGGGUCAUGCAGUUCACGUGGUUCAGCAGGCCCCCACUGUUACAAUGGUCCGAGUUGUGACAACUUCGGCAAACUCAGCAAAUGGCUACAUCUUGACCAACCAGGGCCCAGCAGGGAGCACCCAUGACGCAGCAGGGGCCGUCCUGGACUUGGCUGGGUUGGAUGAGAAGCCCACCAUCGCCUUUGCUGCCAUACCGACUGCCAGUCGUGUCAUCCAGACAGUGGCCAGCCAAAUGGGUCAGGGCAUCCCCGGACAGACGGUCACCAUCCUGCAGCCGGCCACUCCCAUGGCCCUCGGACAGCACCAGUUACCUGUCCGCACGGUGACCCAAAACGGAAAGCAUGCCAUUCCCACAAACAGCUUAAGCAGUGGGACUUACGCCCUCUCCAACCCCUUGCAAGUACUGGCAGCUCAAGCUAGUUCCUCCACCCCCGUGGUCAUCAGCCAGACAAGAGAAGCUGGGGUGAAAGAUCCCGAUGAGCUUUUGAGAGAACCCGAUAUCAAACGACCCCGAAUCGAAGACCCCAGAGUGGUUGCGGCUUUGCAAACGGGUGUCAUCACCUCCACAGCCCCUUCGGGACAAUCCGCUGGAGAAUGAGGCCACGAGAAGUUCAGAAAGGCACCCGAGGCGCCAAGGGAGAAAAAUCUCUCUUUUUUUUUUCCCCCACCCCUAGCAGAAAUCUUUUCUUUCUGCAGCUAUUAACACCUGGAUCAUUUCAGUGGUUGUUGAUUUUUUUUUUCUCCCUUGUUUUUUUUUUUUUAAUCUCCUUUUGAACAUUUGGAAGGACGGGCCAGCGUUUGUCAAGAUUGUCAAGGUGCCAAAUGAAUUGGGCAAAAAAUUUCCAUCUUUCUGGACCCAAGGAAUGAAUUUCCGCCUGUUUUUCACUUCAGAGAUAUCCUCUUUCUUUCUUUCUUUCUUUCUUUCUUUUUCUUUCUUUCUUUCUUUCUUUCUUUCGAAAUUUAAAAAAAGAGACACAGACCAUUUUGAUUGUUUGGGAUAUUUCUCUAUCCCUCCUCGCCUUUCUUAAUUUUCAUCCCUUCCCUGUUUUUUCCUUUUACGCAUGGUAGUUUAUGUGCGAGCGUACUAAAAAUGCAGGACAGAGGCACGAACUUCAAGAUGGGGACGUCUGACCUCAAAAACAGGUUUAUUAAUUUUCUUUUCCCCCCCCACUCUCCGAGGAAGAGAAGCGCACCCCUUUUGUAUCUCAGAACUCCAACUUAUGAAAAAUUAUUUGCAGAAAAAAAAAAGAAAAAGAAAGAAAAAAUUACUUGCAAAGCAAUAUCAUACUUCGGUAACUGCCACCUAAAACGGCAGAUAUGAGUUUUGUGUUUCCUUUCUAUUGCCUACCUGCAAACUAAUUCACCUUCUGACGAUGGGGAGUCACGCCCCUAUCCAAAAUCUCGAUCCCAGAGCACAGUAAAAUUAGUUUAUCCCAGUUAGAUGGCUUCCCAAUGAAUUCGAAGCCUAAACUUCCCAGAAUUCUUAGCCUACUGGACAGAUGGGGGGUGGGAGUCUGGGAAUCGCAGUCACAGCCUACCUCACUGGGAUGGCUGACCUAUACAGCACUUGGCCACACAGGUGCCUUUUUGGAGAAAGAGAUAAAAGGUUAUUUCAAUCAUGGUCUGUUGAAUGAAAACAGCCAAUUGUGAUUAAAAAAAAGGUCCGAAAUUUGUGGAUCUUUACAAGAAUUGUCACGCCUGCAGGCUUGUAAGACAACCACGUGGGUUCCUUAAUUUCAUUCCUGUUGAUUUUUGACAGAGAAGGAAUAGAAUUAUUUUUUUUAACAUUUUUAACCUUUAAGGACAGUUCCCCGGAGCACUCUUGUUAUGUUACGGUCCGAGCGUUGGACUUUCGCCUAGAGAGACCAGGUUUAAAAAGCAUGAAACUCCCUGGGUAAACCUUGGACCAGCCGUUGUUUUGUUUCAGCCUAAACCUACCUCACAGGGUUGUUGUGAGGACAAAGGGGAGGGGUGAGGAGAGCUAUGUAUGCCACCUUGAGCUUGGAGGAAAGGCAGAAUAAAAAAAAAACCGUAAUAAAUCAGUAACCAUCAA
Molecule: messenger RNA, 3623 nt
Organism: Ahaetulla prasina
Lineage: Eukaryota; Metazoa; Chordata; Lepidosauria; Squamata; Colubridae
Gene: FOXK1
Product: forkhead box K1
Exons: 9
Coding region: 153-2168 (671 amino acids)
Biological process (GO): regulation of transcription by RNA polymerase II
Molecular function (GO): DNA-binding transcription factor activity, RNA polymerase II-specific; RNA polymerase II cis-regulatory region sequence-specific DNA binding; protein binding
Source: RefSeq, a predicted model, not a curated record